AAUACUUCCUCCAUAGAUUGUAGUAACACAUAAGAAAGUAAAAAAUGCACGAUAGGGAAGAGGGACAUGGCUGCUCGCCUUGCUUCACCUGAAGAACUUGCACUCUGUAGCUUCACCAUCGAGCAGCGAGGUUUCUAUAGUAACGCGUUGUUGAGGCAGCUGACGUUGCGUAUAGCAAGGACGCAGAAAAUAUCCUAGCGACUUUUGUAUUGUGCAUUAUGCAUUAGUAAACCGUGUUUGCACUUUAUAAUCUCCCUUAGAAGUACGAUAACUACAUUUAUAGGCCUACUAUGAGCGUGGGACGCGGUCACCGACGGCACUUGGCGUGUGCUCAAGGAGGCGCACGCCCGAAAAGACUGGGGAGAGAGAUUGUUGACUUCAGUGUGAAAGGACCUGUGGCUGUCAGUCUUGAUGAGGAACAAAUUUCCUCUCCUGGAUGUUCAGUCAUUGAUCUCUUGUUUCAUUCGCCAUCAACAAUUGGAGAAAUAGUGUUUCGAAAUUAUUAUACAGCUCGUGUAACAGUGCUUGUUCGCUUUUCUGGAGCAGUAAAAACACUUAUUGCCAACAACAAAACAACUGAUGACAUGACUUCAUGGUCUGUUGCUAUUCGACAGAAAAUUCUAAUGCCAAAUCCACAUUUGGAAACAGGCAGUCAGGAUCUGUUCAGUAUUGCUGCUACUGAGAGUGCUGUUGAAUGGAAUAGUGUUGUUGCUAUUCGUCUAAUUUUACGACAACCAUCCCCUGUAUGGCGCACAUUCCAUGUGGAAGAAUUGAAUGUUUAUCGUGAUGUCCCUAGAAGAGCUUCGCGUCCAAGUCAUCAUAUUCAGUCCACAUCAAGUAUUGUACAUUGUCAGGAUUAUUGUUCAUUGCUUUCACUUAUAAGACAACAAACUUUAGAUGCUUUAAAAUGGAUGCCUGGUUCUGAACAAAAUCCACCAAGGGAUAGUAAUAGCUCUCCAGGAUACGAGUUCUUCAAUUUACCACAAGCCUAAACUACAAAUGCAAGUUUUACAUAACAACUAAUAAAGAUUUGAAACACAAACAUCAUGAGAAUAUCCACAAAUAUCACUUUUCGAACAAAAUACUAUCACCUAAAUUUUUUUUUUCCCCAUCUUACCUGAUUGAUAAAAGAACACACUAAAAAUAUCCCUAAAUUUAAAACUGAAUUAUCAGAGAACUAGCUAUUACAAAUAAUU
Gryllus bimaculatus (two-spotted cricket) is the source of this 1196-nucleotide messenger RNA. The record is from the annotation of a GenBank genome assembly. NCBI's taxonomy places the organism in Eukaryota, Metazoa, Arthropoda, Insecta, Orthoptera, Gryllidae.